Messenger RNA from Ascochyta rabiei, 4521 nucleotides. RefSeq lists its product as uncharacterized. The transcript is spliced from 3 exons. Gene Ontology annotation, biological process: regulation of ARF protein signal transduction. Gene Ontology annotation, molecular function: guanyl-nucleotide exchange factor activity. NCBI's taxonomy places the organism in Eukaryota, Fungi, Ascomycota, Dothideomycetes, Pleosporales, Didymellaceae. The coding region runs from base 1 to 4521 and encodes 1506 amino acids. The record is from RefSeq and is a predicted model, not a curated record.
AUGCGUCUCCGGCCCGGACGCAGCGAGCACGACCUGAAGAGGAGAUCCACGCUCGAUCCAGCUGGUCUUUUCAGGCGCGGCGACCGAGCCCGCAACCACGAUAGCCCAUCCACCGAUCGUCUGGCCGUCUCGGAAGACGGUGGCCGCCCUGCGUCGAGCGAGGUUGCGCGGCCCUCGAUCUCGCGCGACUCGCACAACGCCAACGAUGCCCACGACGCCCACGACGCCCACGACGCCCACGACGCCCACGACGCCUACGACGCCCACGACGCCCACGACGCCCACGAUGCCCACGAUAGCCCACCCGCCCAGCCACGGCCCUCGAACCCGCGCCGCUUCUCCAUGCUGAGGUUCCGCCACGCCUCCGAUUCGCAGCUAUCGACGACAGCCAGGGAGCAUGCUGAAAAGGCGCCUCCGGUGCCGCCGGUGCCGCCGGUGCCUGCCAGCGCCGCAGAACGCAGCAACGAGCAAUCGCCGCCUGCUAUCAUCACCACCCCCCCAACCUUCAUGGACCCCGAAGACGACCCGCGACCCGCCCACGCCCACGACCUCGAGCAUGACCUCGACCACGACCAGCCAGCUGCCGCCAAGAAGCGCAGCCGUCUGCAGCACUUCACCCUGCGUCGCCGCUCCUUCGACCCCGCGAGCGUCGACAGGCCCGGCGGCCUCCUGCGCAAGUCCAUGGACAAGAAGCGCCCCCUGGCCCUCGGCUCCUGGAAGAGCAGGCACAACCUGCUCGACGACGGCAACGUGGCUCAAGCUCCAGCUACAGCCCCAGCUACAGCUCCGCCCCCAGACGCCGAUCCAGAGCCAGAGCCAGACCGCUUCUCCGCGAGCCCGCAGCGGCCCGACGAACGUUCCGAGGCCCGCGACUUCGCUGAAAGCACCACCGCCCUGCUGCCCCCCGCCCACCGCGCCUCCGAGUCAUCGCGCUCCGACGGCAGCUCGACCGGCCAUGUUUCGUUCGAAACAAGCACCCGGCCCCCGCACCCCCAGCGUGCGGGCUCCACGCGCUUUGGCUUCAGCCGGCGCAAGCAGCGCGCCUCUCUGUUCCCCCUGCCCAUGAAGAUCGAGCCGCCCCAGUUCCCAGACACGGCGCCCGCAACACCGCGCGCCUCCAUGGGCGGCCCCAGCUCCGCCUCUCCCGGCUCUCCCACCGGCAGUCCCCCCUUGACCGCGCGCCGCUACACAGAAGGCGCAGGUGGCACCCACACGCCGCCGCUGCCUUCCGCCUCGCAGGUCGCCCUGGCUGCCACUUCGCUGAACCUGGCCUCCCCGGGCGCCGCCUCGCUCUUCCGCAACGACUCGUCCAGAUCCGCUCGCUCGGCUCGUUCGUCCCCUCAGCCGCCCAAGCGCAUGGGGCUACGCGCCCGCUCGUCCACCAUGGGCUCCCUGGGCGGCAUGUCCGACGACAAUCCGUCUUCCACUCCGCCCAAUGGAUUCAGCGGGAGGACCUCGACCUCCAUCACCGCGGGACGCAGCAGCUUCAGCAACCUGUUCAGCCUGGGACGCUUUCGUCAGAACGACCUGCACCCAUCCAGGCAUGGCUCGCCCGCCCACGGGUACACAGGCACCUCCGGCUCCUCGCACCAGAACUCGCUCAGCAUCAGUAGGGAGACGCUGGCCAUGCCCGAGCGCGAGGAAGGCGAGACGCCCGGUCGUUAUCUCGAGAGAAUCGAAGCCAACAACGUCGACAAGAGUGUCAUUGCCAGCUAUCUGUCCAAGACAGACGAUGCCUUCCUGCUCUCCGUCCUGCGAAGUUACAUGCGCAGAUUUGCUUUCUUUGGCGAUCCCAUCGACAUGGCUGUUCGCAAGUUGCUCAUGCAGGUCGAGCUGCCCAAGGAAACCCAGCAGAUCGACAGGGUCCUGCAGGGCUUCGCCGACCGCUACCACGAAUGCAACCCUGGCAUCUACAUCAACACAGACAAGGCCUACUUCAUAUCCUUCUCCAUCAUCAUCCUCCACACCGAUUUCUUCAACAAGAACAAUAAACGCAAGAUGCAAAGGCACGACUACAUCAAAAACUCGUCGUGCGAGGGUGUUUCUGAUGACGUUCUUGGGUGCAUCUACGAUAACGUCGUAUACACACCGUUCAUUCACAUCGAGGACGAAGUCGAUCUCAAGAACAUCUCGUCGAAGAAGAGCAGGAGAACGGCAGUGCUCAAGGGCCCCAACGAUCCUGCCCGUAAGGUCAAAAAGGAGCCCAUCGACCCCUACACAUUAAUCUUCGAAGGCAAACUGGACGUCCUCCGGCCCACCAUCAAGGACGUGAUGAACCUGGACGAUCCCUACAACUAUCUCGGUACCGCUGCGACGCUUGACACGAAGAACAUCUACAAGUCUUUUACCAGGUACGGUGUCAUUCAAAUCGUCUCGUCACGCUCCAGGCCAGAAGCCUUCAUGUCAGAAGCCGCCCAGGAGAACCCUCUCGGGACGUCAGUCGGCAUUGUCGAGAUGCCCGUGACCAAAGUCGGGAUACUGUGGAGGAAGGAUCCAAAACGCAAGAAAGCACGGUCUCCGUGGCAGGAGUGGGGUGCAGUGCUCACUCGUUCAGGUCUUUCGCUGUUCCGUAACAGCAGCUGGGCUAAGAAUUUGAUGAGCCAACAUGAACAGCACCUCAAGCACGGUGAAGCGGGCCCUGCGGUCUUUUCGCCAGCGCUGCAAGAGUUCAAACAGGAUCACAUGAUACCCAUGGACGGUGCUGUCGCUUUGGUCGACAACACAUACAAGAGGCACAAGAACGCUUUUUCCAUGUGCUCCAAGAUCGGCGAGGAGACAUUCUUGGCUGACAGCGAACAAGACCUAAACGACUGGCUAGGCGUCCUCAACUACACUGCCGCCUUUGAGACGUUAGGCGUUCGUUCCAGAGGUAUGGUUGGUGGACUCUAUGAAGGUCAGAAGAACCGUGGGAUCAGACGUCUGGACUCGUCUCAGUCUGGCAAGUCUAUUCCUACUGCGACUGGCGACGUACUGGUUCAGAGCGGCAAGAUCGACACCCACUUCGCACAACAAGUGGUGACGGCACGAAGAGACAUGAUGCAAGCCCGGAUCUCUGACUCGGAGGACAAACUAGCCGAUGCCAUCAGGGAGCUGGAGGCCCGCCUCCGUGAUGCGAGACACCUUCAGAUUCUAGCGCCCAUCCAACCGAAAACCCGAGAGCUGGUGAUACAUGCAGCAGGUCGUCUAUCGGCAAAACUCAAGUGGUCUCGCAUCGAGAUAUGGCGGAUGAAAUGCCACCGCGACAUCCUAGCACACGAGCUGGAGGAUGAGAGACAGAGUGCUACCGAGACACAAGCGCGGAACGAUCGGAUAGCAGAAUCCUCGCAAGCACCGCCUGCGCAGAACUCGCCUGCCUCCACUAGCAAAACGUCCAAAAUCAGCGGUCUUGCACGCUUAGCGUCAAAGACGAGCUCACUCACGAGCAGUCAUAAACCGCCACAGUCUUCCGAAGGAUUUACCGCUCGUCCAACUACGAAAUCUUCUGGGAACACAGAAAUGGACGAGAGCGUGUUCAAAACGCCUCCCGAGAUGCCACGCCAGACAAGUCUCACGUUUCCUUCAGGCUCCUACAGUGUGCCGCCCAUCUCAUUCAGCCCACCCGCAUCAGACCGCCGAAGCUCGAUAGCCAGCUCUUCGGUGCAAUCUCCCAGGAUGUACCCUGCUGAUAAACGACCCUCUGUAUCCACUUUCGACGAUGGCACGGUGGGUUCAGAUGAUGACUCUGACGAUGACGUUAGAUAUGCCACACCUCCCCUCAUCGAGACAGAUGCGAUCCAGCCCAAAACACCAGACCCAGCCACAGACGGGGCUGUCGAAUCGGACGCAGAGCAGAGCCUUGCAGCUCACGCAGGUUCUCCUGUAUCGCGCACGAAGCACAGGCGAAGCUUGCAUCGUACGCUCCGAGACUCGCAUGGCAGUUCAUCGCACCGUCGCAGCCACAAAGGCCGAGACUCAGCCUCGACCAUUACCAGCGACGGCACCUCGGAGAGCGAAGGUCUAGCCCGUAGCAAGGGUAGCUUCACUGUACACGGCAAGAAGGCUUCUGUCAUUCAGUUUGGAUCUGAUUGGCACAACACUACAGCUGAAGAGAGGCUGAAGACUAAGAAGCAGCUGCAAGAGGCUCAGGAACUAGCUUCUGCUGAUGAGCGAGAUGGCAGCGUCAGUGAUGGAACCGUUGUCAGUCCUGGGUCCGAAAAGAACGACGACACACCUCGCCGCAAAAUGUCCUCGGAGCAGGUCAAGCAGCGUCUUGUUUCCUCUCAGACCAUCACUCCCGACAAUUUCCAUCAAUCCCUCGAGUAUCAGGAUGCCGCCUCAAAUGGGAGUUCUGAGUUGAGCGAUGUUGCCGAGGAGAGAACAAGCAAAGACGGCGAACCGAUUGAGACGGCCAUCACUGAGCCUGCCGCAAUCGAGCCAGCGUCUACCACAGCAUCGUCUAUGGACUAUAUCAAACAACUGACGGCACAUAACCAAGUCCUCGCCAUCGAAGGAAACAAAGAGCAGGUCAACUCCACCCCUUGA